Messenger RNA from Magnusiomyces paraingens, 1980 nucleotides. RefSeq lists its product as uncharacterized. The record is from RefSeq and is a predicted model, not a curated record. The transcript has a single exon. NCBI's taxonomy places the organism in Eukaryota, Fungi, Ascomycota, Dipodascomycetes, Dipodascales, Dipodascaceae. Bases 1 to 1980 code for a protein of 659 amino acids.
AUGUCCCUUGAAAGUGCCCUCGAAGAAGAACGCUUAGGCGUCCUUCAUAUCCUUGAAGAAGCCCAAAAUAAAUCUCGCUCUGCUCAUUCUUCUCCAGUUCCUGGCUCUUCCUCUCGCUCACGACCUCCAACUUCUUCCUCACUUCUUCUCCCAGAAUCAAACCAACCCCGACGCAAGUCCUCUUCCAUGCUUAUCGACCCUUCCUCCUCUUCUGCAGACCCCUCUCGCUUAAGACCAGUAACUACUGCUAACGUUGCUUCUAUCCAUAACAGAUCAUUAUCUGCAUCCGCUUCAACAGCUUUAAGACCUUCUCGUUCAAUCACUGAAAAUGAUUACUUCUCACUUCAAGACCCUGAUGCUGACCCUAACGCAUCCCCAGACUCUUAUUACUAUGACCCAAAAGUCCUUAGAGCUCAUCUUCCUGCUAACUUUAUGACCAAACGUGAGCGUGAAGAAGCAGAAAAAGCAGCUAAACAAUCAAAAUUUGCCUUUUGGAAAAAGGGAUCCAAUAAUAACGGAUCCUCAUCUUCUCGCCAAGCUUCAAGAAGUCCCUCUCGUGACGGAAGAAGUCCUUCAGCCGGUCAAGACUUGAAUAAAUUAAAACUCGCCCAAAAUGCAACUCUUUUUACUUCCCCAGGUGCCUCUCCUCUAAUGAGACCUUCCGAAGCUGCCCCAUCUCCUCCCUUCCACUCUUCUAGAGCUGCCUCUUCCUCCCGUCACUCAUCAACUUCAGCCCCAGGAGUCUCCUACUUGGAUAGCUUCGACCUCAACCAAGUAAAGGUCGACCUCGAUGCAAGCGCUGCACCUAAACCUCUUACAUCAGCUCCACGUCGCCGCUCUUCUACUGCUCCUCCAGGCCCUGCUGAAGAUUUUGAUGACCUUUACAAGUCCAUUGGCACCCGUCGCUUAGUCGAUGAAGACCAAGAAGAAGAAUACUCGGACGAUGAUGAAGAAACCGGAACUUCUUCUGAAGAAGAUACUGACUCAGAUGAAAACCCUGAAGAUGAAGAAGAUGAUGAUGAUGAUGACGCAGAAUAUGACAAGGCUGGACGCCGCAAAAAGAGAGACCUCAUUGGCCUCAACUCAAGUAUCGUCAAGGGCCCAACCGAUACCCUCAUUUCCGCCAUGGAAGAAGAACGCAAGUCUAUCGAGUCCUCCAAGUUCCGUGUGAAAUCUCUCAUUGACGAAACCCCAGGUGUUGUCCCUCCUCCAUCCAUGGCUGAGUAUGCCGCAUACAAACGCAGAAUUAUCCACCCUCAUACUGCCUUUGACAAAAACCUUCUCGAAGAUACCCCCUAUACUUCAGAUACUGAGGAACUUCUAGACGCCAGAAGAGCUGCAAAACUUCCCUUUGAAAUUAGUACCAUCCACUCUUCUGCUUCUACAAAAAGAAUGAUUCGCACAAUGUCUCGCGGUGAAAACUUGCCCUCCCUUACUGACCCUAACGCCCCCGUCCCUAAAACUUUUGUUCUCGGAACUGACUUGUCUCCGGAAGCCGCCCAUGCCCUCGAGUGGACCAUCGGAACUGUUCUGCGUGACUCAAACGUUCUCUACAUUGUGUGCGCAAACGAAGAUGAACUGGCAAAUGAAAAGUCUUCCACUGUCACUCUUGAACAACAAGAAGAAGAACGUUUAGAUGCAAUUACCCAACUUACUGCUACUGUCUCUAAACUUUUGAAAAAGACCCGCCUCCAAAUCCAUGUUGUCAUUGAAGUCGUUCACUGCAAAUCUCCCAAACAUUUGCUCAUGGCUGUCAUUGACCAUGUCAUGCCCACCAUGGUAAUUCUGGGUUCCCGUGGCCGCAGUGCGCUCAAGGGUGUAUUGCUUGGUUCCUUUUCAAACUACAUUGUAGAACGCUCUGCCGUCCCUGUCAUGGUGGCCCGCCGUAAACUCCACAAGACUAAGCAUAAGGACCUUAAUGUGCGGCUGGCAAACAACCUCCGUUCCCAAGGUGGUCUUUCUUCGGCCAUUGUCGAUUGA